Molecule: messenger RNA, 423 nt
Organism: Hibiscus syriacus
Lineage: Eukaryota; Viridiplantae; Streptophyta; Magnoliopsida; Malvales; Malvaceae
Product: protein yippee-like
Exons: 3
Coding region: 71-319 (82 amino acids)
Cellular component (GO): ubiquitin ligase complex
Source: RefSeq, a predicted model, not a curated record
UUGAAUUUACUUAUUUUGUUUGUUAAUCCAUAACAGUGUGAAUAUCUCAGUAGGAGAGUAAGAAGACCGGAUGAUGAUGACUGGGAUGCACACCGUUGUUGAUAUAUUCUGUGUGGGGUGUGGCUCAAUUGUGGGAUGGAAAUACGAGUCUGCACAUGAAAAGACUCAGAAGUACAAGGAGGGAAAAUUCAUUCUUGAGAGGUUUAAGGUGUUGGGUCCUGAUGGAAGCAACUACACGGUGAGCCAUGAAGCUGUGGUUAGGGCAGUGAUUCUUAUACUACCAAAUGUUUUAAUUGUACAUUCUCUUCACCUCAUGUGAUUUUUGGCCUCUUAAUGUGGAAAAAUUCUGUUAGAUAACCUCUGCAAAUGAUACGAAAAUGAUACCAUUCUUCCAAAGUCCAUUUUUGUUUCAUUGGUUGCUUA